AUUUUGGCUGUGUAUAGUGAAAAGUGUAGCUCACAGUGACAAACCCAGAGUUACUGAGUGUUUUUCCCAUACUCUAAAAAAAUAGAAGUGCAGUUUUAAACUUGAACACAUGACACCUGUGCCUCUCAUUUGCCUCACAUGUGCUAACCAAAGCCUGCUUCUUUACCACCUUCAGAUCAUCUUCUACGAGGACAGGAACUUCCAGGGUCGUUCCUAUGAGUGCAUGAGUGACUGCCCUGACAUGUCCUCCUACCUGAGCAGGUGCCACUCUUGCAGGGUGGAGAGAGGCUGUUUCAUGGUGUACGACCGUACAAAUUACAUGGGCAACCAGUACUUCAUGAGGAGGGGCGAGUACGCCGACUACAUGAGCAUGAUGGGCAUGAGCGACUGCAUUAGGUCCUGCCGCAUGAUCCCCAUGUACAGGGGAUCCUACAGGAUGAGGAUCUACGAGAGGGAGAACUUCGGGGGUCAGAUGCAUGAGCUGAUGGACGACUGUGACAACAUCAUGGACCGUUACCGCAUGUCCAACUGCAUGUCCUGCAACGUGAUGGAGGGUCACUGGCUGAUGUACGAGCAGCCCCACUACAGAGGCAGGAUGAUGUACAUGAGGCCCGGCGAGUACAGGAGCUUCAUGAACAUGGGCUGGAGCGGCAUGAGGUUCAUGAGCAUGAGGCGCAUCACUGACUCCUGCUAUUAG
Toxotes jaculatrix (banded archerfish) is the source of this 697-nucleotide messenger RNA. RefSeq names its product gamma-crystallin M2-like. The coding region runs from base 110 to 697 and encodes 195 amino acids. The record is from RefSeq and is a predicted model, not a curated record. Lineage: Eukaryota; Metazoa; Chordata; Actinopteri; Toxotidae. Gene Ontology annotation, biological process: lens development in camera-type eye; visual perception. The transcript is spliced from 2 exons. Gene Ontology annotation, molecular function: structural constituent of eye lens.